AUGUCAUUGUCAAACAUCAUCAACAACACCAAUGGUGCGAACGGCGCGGCACACGAUCCUCUUGACAGCCUUUUGGAAAGCGUAACGGCAUCCGUACACGCCUUCAAGACCGGGAGGCAGGAGCGAGACCGCGUAGCUGCCCUCAAAGCAGCCCAGGAGCUGGUCCGAUCUCUGCACCAACCCAAGGACAAUGUCUAUCAUCUGGUUUACUCGCCAACACAAGCCAUGUGCGUCCGCAUGGGGAUUGACUUGGAGAUCUUCACGACGCUUAGCAAGAGCACGGAGCCAUUGUCUCUCAAGGACCUUGCGGCUGUCAAGGGCGCCAAUCCCCUCAUUACUGAACGCAUUCUUCGGGUUCUUGCCGGGAUUGGUUAUGUCGAGGAACAUGAUGUCCACCUCUACAAGGCGACACGUAUGACACAGCAGAUGGCUGAUCGGGACAGUGUCGCAGUGGUAAAGUUCAUCUACGACUAUGGCAUGUCAACUGUGGCCAAGAUCCCCGAGUUCCUCCGAAGCCAUAACUACCAGUUUGUCGACGGGCUUACCUCCGGGCCCUGGAACUAUGCGAUGGGCCAUGAGGAGGUGAUAUGGAACUGGUUCGGCGCUGACCCGGAACGGCUUGAUGUCUCGAGUAGCUUUAUGGAGGCGGAUCGCGGCAGUCGGCCCAGUUGGGUAGAGUGGUGCUCGCUUCCUGCACAGCUGGUUAAGACCUUUGAUGAUACUUCGAAGGAUGUCUUUAUGGUCGAUGUGGCGGGAGGAAGGGGUCAUGAUCUCAGGACGUUCAUGGACAAGUUCCCUGAUGUCAAGGGGAACUUUAUCCUUGAAGACAUGGGGCAUGUUAUCGAGCAGAGUGUCGAGGGACUGCAGGCCGAGAAGAUUGCGUUUGAUUUAUUCAGAGAACAGCCGAUUAAGGGGGCGCAUGUUUACUACAUGAAAUUUAUCCUCCACGACUGGUCCGACGACCAAUGCCACCAAAUCCUCACACGUAUCGGGGAGGCCAUGCGCCCCGGCUCAAAACUUAUUAUCGAGGAAUUCAUCCUCCCAGAGAAGGACUGUCCCAUGCUCUCAGCCAUGUGGGAUUGGGAGAUGAUGGUCUUCUGCAACAGUUUGGAGCGGUCGGAGACUCAUUGGACGAAGGUCCUGAGUGAGGCUGGAUUCACAGCAAAGUUCUAUUAUCCCCCAGGGGAUGGACAGGGAAUUAUCGAGGCGGAGUUGAAAUAG
Messenger RNA from Aspergillus mulundensis, 1221 nucleotides. RefSeq lists its product as uncharacterized. The coding region runs from base 1 to 1221 and encodes 406 amino acids. The record is from RefSeq and is a predicted model, not a curated record. The transcript is spliced from 6 exons. NCBI's taxonomy places the organism in Eukaryota, Fungi, Ascomycota, Eurotiomycetes, Eurotiales, Aspergillaceae. Gene Ontology annotation, molecular function: O-methyltransferase activity.